Molecule: messenger RNA, 2451 nt
Organism: Ruditapes philippinarum (Manila clam)
Lineage: Eukaryota; Metazoa; Mollusca; Bivalvia; Venerida; Veneridae
Product: integumentary mucin C.1-like
Exons: 4
Coding region: 117-800 (227 amino acids)
Molecular function (GO): protein binding
Source: RefSeq, a predicted model, not a curated record
CCUCUGGGCCAAAAGGAAAUGGUUAACCAAGGAUAAAAAUAGCAAUCAAACCUCCCCUGUCUAUAUAAAACAACACUUAAGCGUUUUCUUUGCUCACAUCUCUGAAGACAGAAAAUAUGGCGGGGUCGGUGCUACUAAAGGGAAGUAUAUUUCUUGUACUAGUACUUCUUAUUGUAAGUGGAUCACUCGCUAAAGAAAGGAGCAAAAGCAGAAGCAGUAAAAGCGGUAGAGACAAGUGUCGACAAGAACUAUCUAACUGUGUGCGAGGCGGAGUCGCCUGCCAAGGUGGAGGAUAUGAUAUAAAGUGCAUCCCAUUUGAGAGACUAUGUGACGGAAUUGCGGACUGCAGUUGGGGCGAAGAUGAGAUCUACUGUGCGCCCCCUAUUCCACCUGUACCAUCAAGAUUCAGCACUAGGACUGUAAUAAGAACAACCACUACAACAAGAACAAGCACAACGACAUCAACUCGUACUUCAACUUCAACUAGCACACUAACUUCAACUUCAAUGAGUUCUUCAACAAGCACAAUGUCCACUACCUUCACCCCUACAUUUACAUUGGCUCCCAGCAGCGUCUGGGCCACAAGUGUUGUAGUUACAACACUUCCGGCUAAAAUGGUAGCAACAAGGGCGAAUCCGAAUGGUAUUGUAGUGGGUGGAUUUACUUGCUCUUUGGGGGCUGUCGCUCCCGCUGAUCCUAUAUUGGCGGCUGAUCGCUUUAUUGUAAGCGUGUCGUCUACCGUUACUUUUUCUGGGUCCGUCACAGCGUCAUGUUCUCCUACUACUACAACAAUUUGGUAAAUGCAUGACCCGUUUGUGUACUGCAGCCAACCACUUUCCGAUUCUUAAAUAUAUGCAAUUAUAUUUCCAACAACAUAUUUCCUUUUCGAUUAGAAGAUGUAAAAAGAUGAUAAUAAGUUUGUUCUAAUGUAAAUUUAGUUACUACUUUAAAAAUGUUGUGUACAUGGUCUAACUUUUAAAAUGAAAUUAAUAUAAAAUAUAUCAGUUACAAGUAACCAUACAUAAGUACAUGUAUUCGGUAAAAAACUGUUGUUUUUUUUUCUUCAUAUCUUCUGUUUGCGUUAUUUUGGACAAGUACAUUGGGUCAGUGUGACAUACUAAAACAUAAUGAAUAUUGUUGACAAAUAAACAAAGAAAAUGUAACAAAGUCUUUUUAUACGAAUGCUUGUUUGCUGUAAACCACAUUGAGUGUUUCAAUUCAUGAUAUACUGAUACAUAAAUGAGCCGCGUCAUGACAAAACCAACAUAGUGGGUUUGCGACCAGCAUGGAUCCAGACCAGCCUGCGCAUCCGCGUAGUCUGAUCAAGAUCCAUGCUGUUCGCUAUCAGUUUCUCUACUUGUAAUAGGGUGUGUAAGCGAACAGGAUUGAUCCUGAUCAGACUGCGCGGAUGCGCAGGCUGGUCUGGAUCCAUGCUGGUCGCAAAACCAUUAUGUUGGUUUUGUCGUGACACGGCUCAUACUAAUUUUCAAGCUAAGAAAAUCUCUAAACUUCAAACCAUUCUAUUACUGUAAAAAGACUGAGCAUUUACUGCCAUUUUCUGUUAAAAUGUAUUCAAAUAUGAUAUGUUAUUUUUUUCACAGAAAGAAUUGUCAUAUAUAUAUAAUCUUUGAUUUUAGAGAGCGACAAAGAAAUGUAAUAUUGUACACUUCAAUUGCAGUUGCAUAUCUGACUUUACUUAUUACUAAAGUUAUCAUGACAAGCCUUAUUCUGGGUUACCAGCCAUUUUAUUAUUCGAAGCGUAUAUUCCGGGAGUACAUGUAAAUUACACGUGCAAUAGCAAAGAUUAUGUAAUGUCCAACUCCAUUGUAUAUCAUGUUAAACAACAAUUUUAUUAAAUUUUUCAAAACGAACGGAAACAGGUUUUUUUCUCUCGCUGUUUUUUUUUUAAUUGUGUCUGAAAAGAUCUGUUCAACGAAUUCGAAAGAAAAAUACCAUUUCUUGACCGUAUUGAAUACAUUAUUCACAACAUUUCUUUUUAGACCUAAAUUAAGUUACAAUGCAAUGAUCGCGACAGGUACACAGCGAGAAAUAAAAACAUAUCUAAACAUCAUGAACUUAUCAUAAAUCUGAGUCGAUAUAUUAAUGAGGUUUUCGUUGGAUUUCAUGAUUUCUUACUUGGUCCCUCAUAAAGGUUUGGGCAGAAAGGACAAAUACGUUCUACACCACAAACUUGUCUUCUUCGGGCAUACUUGUACUUUCCUUGACACAAAAUUAACGAAUAAUAUACAUAAUAUACGCGUUUUAUGAUGAUAUGAUGCAAGUCGUAUACCGAAUAAAUUCAAGCUUCUGGUUGAACUGAUAAACAAAAUAUCUGUAAACGUGUUUUUAUAUAUUUUCAACAUGUGUAAAGGGGUAUACCUAUGAAAGGAUAGUUCCUCGAUGUUUUAUAACUUCCUUUAUACUUGAUGAAUAAAGAGAAAAUUAAACGUG